Equus caballus (horse) is the source of this 11705-nucleotide messenger RNA. It is a transcript of the gene TENM2, whose product is annotated as teneurin transmembrane protein 2. The record is from RefSeq and is a predicted model, not a curated record. NCBI's taxonomy places the organism in Eukaryota, Metazoa, Chordata, Mammalia, Perissodactyla, Equidae. Gene Ontology annotation, biological process: heterophilic cell-cell adhesion; neuron development; signal transduction. Gene Ontology annotation, cellular component: membrane; neuron projection. Gene Ontology annotation, molecular function: cell adhesion molecule binding; protein homodimerization activity; calcium ion binding.
AUUUUGGAAUCCCCUUUUAAAAAAAUAAAUGUUUCAUGAUCCUCCUCUUCAAACUCUCCGUUUGUACUCUCUUUAGUUUUUAUUGACAUCUCUGUCAUGGGGCAACUCAUCUGACAAGUUUAUUGAAGGCAAAUGAUAGUGAUGACUACAGUGCUUUGCACACAGAUUGUCAAUAACGAUCUGAUUGUUCAGGGAACACUUAGAGAUGGGGCUCAGGCAUCUGUGAGCCAGUCAGGGUAAGUUUUGUGCCAUUGAACUGGUAACCUCCUGAAAAUUCAUAAUAACCAAGGUUUAUUACAAGCUCACAAGGUGCCAGGCACUGAAUUAGGUACUUUACAUUUAUGACUGAAUCCUCAAAAUCCUAGAAGUGGGUCUCAUUGCCCACAGUUUCCAGAUGAGGAAACUGAGCUUCAGGGAGGUCGAACAACUUUCCCAAGGCCACAGGCUAGCAAACGACUGGCAGACCGUUAGGCCUUUCCCACAUUGCAGCUCUGGACGGCAGCAAGAGGGUCCCCAAGGGGUCCUUGCCAAGACUUGUAGUCUGAGGUCAACCUCUAAGUUGAUUAUUGCUUUCUUAUUGGAGGAAGAGUGAUAUUCUUGAAUAACCUUCCUCCUAAGGAAUCAUCUGUGUCCUCGUCACUCUAGUUAGUUGCUUCUAAGUCCUUUUCAAGAAAAAUUACAACGUGAGUUGGAUUCCUUAGUGGCAAGGAUCAGAGGAACUGCUUCUAGCUGAGAGCGUAGCUGUGUCCACAUGGGGCCAGUGGACUGGAUGACCCAGCGUUGUGGGUCUAGGGAGCCAAUACUCCAACCUGAAAUCAUCCCACAGGGCAACUGGUAUCUACUUUUCCAUUCAUCAGAUCUUUGAGUGUCUGGGUUGUUGUAUCAUUAUGUGGUAUAAGAAUACAGACGUGUGUGUGUUCUAUCAUGCUGCUCUUCGUCUGUCUAGUGUUGCGGAAAGCUCUGCUUCUUCAUGCGCUGUAGUAAUCCCCAUCACUCGGCUCUUGUGUGCACUAGAAAGUGGGUUUGCCCCCUCUGGGCUCUGCUCCACUGACCUACACCAUGCUCUCUACCAUUGUUUCUAUCCCGGACACCAAUUUUCCACCCAAGCUAUCUGAGUUGGGAUGGACUAAGUCAUUGGAAGUGACAGUCACUUAAAAAAAAUGGCAAAACUCAGGAAUGCAUGUUCAAAGGAAGCUUUGCAGAGAAGCAGGUUGCUCUUUUCUCCUUGUGUUCCUGAAUGAGACAACUGACUCUCCCCAAGCUGACUUCUUGCCUAGAUAAACUGAGUUAACUGUGAGGUCCCGCCAAAGGUUUUUUCACUAAGCAGUGCCUGGGGCUUUCACAAAGUGAAGUCACCUCUGCCUGCCAAGCAGGGACUUUCUAGCUAGUCGUGGGGGGAAAUGCAUAGCCUUCUCACUACUCCUACAGAAGAGAAAGUUUCUGUCAUCCUCCUACCUUCGCUGUGCCAGUGUAGAGUUCAUUCUGCCUGCGCCGAAAAUGCCCAGCUCAUCGUGUGUUGUCGAGCUAUCGACAAGAAGGGAGAUGGUGGACUACAAGUUGGAGAAUUGUUCGUUUUGCUGAAGAGGAGACUUGGGGGCAGAGUCAUCGUUCUACUUGGCUAAGUCAGUGGUCCUCCCGUCUAGUGCUGUGACUUGGAUGGGGCACCGAGGAGCAUUUGUUGGGUGAGCAUGAUUGCUCUUCAUCCAGCUUGGAGGGUUAGUCCUGGUGCCAAAUGCUCCUUCCUUCCCUUAACAGCCCAUUCUAAAUCAAUCUUCCAUGAAUUCAUCAAAAUGUGUUGGUAGCGCCUCAACUUUGCUGCUUCCAUGUCGAUGCCCCUGACGCAGUGAGGCCACUUGCGGGAGCUUCCUCAAACUGUUGUCUGAACUUUCCUCCCUUGAGUGUCUUCCAGCCACUCCAGGGAAAGUGUCCUUUUCCCUCGGCUCAUUUGCCAUCGUGGCCGUAUUUCAAUGUGCUCUUGGCUCCUGAUAGAUGAGUUGGGACACGCCUCAACGUGCUUUUGUCUCCUCUGAAAGAGGUUGAAUCUGGGAAGAGAGGAGGGAAAAAUAUAUGUGGGAACGGUUUAAUUGUAUCCAUGAGGAUUCUUAGUAAUCAGGAUGCCAGUGUGUGUUUUCCAGAGCCUAGAGCUGACAUAAAUAAUGUAGCGUACUUCGCUUUGUGCAGGCUUGCUGAGGAAUGCUGAUGGAGAAAAAGCCAAACUGGGAUCUGAAGCUCCCAGCUCCCAGCACAGCCUUUAAAAUCCUUUUAUGGAGCAGUAGUUUUGAAACUGUAGCCAGGGCCUCGGUGGGCUGUCUAUGCCAGGAGAAGCCGACAGAAGAGUGACUUUGGAGGAUCUAUCUGACUUGGGUUUUGGAGAAUGAGAACCUGGCGCAGCCUGGAUGGCUCCAGCUAAAGAUUGGUUCAUUUCGUUUUGCGUUCCUAAUCCCAGAAGGAAUAGGACAGCUCUGUCAAGGCCCUGAAAGCCGGGCAUUUGGGGUCUAGAAAAGAAGAUUAAAGCAGGAUCCGUUUAAUUUGUUUAGUUUGCCUCACAGACAUGAAGCUUCAGAAUGGUCGUCCCAUUCCACCUACAUCCUCGUCUAGCCUCCUCCCAUCUGCUCAGCUGCCUAGCUCCCAUAAUCCUCCACCAGUUAGCUGCCAGAUGCCAUUGCUAGACAGCAACACCUCCCAUCAAAUCAUGGACACCAACCCCGAUGAGGAAUUCUCCCCCAAUUCAUACCUGCUCAGAGCAUGCUCAGGGCCCCAGCAAGCCUCCAGCAGUGGCCCUCCAAACCACCACAGCCAGUCGACUCUGAGGCCCCCUCUGCCACCCCCUCACAACCACACGCUGUCCCAUCACCACUCGUCAGCCAACUCCCUUAACAGGAAUUCGCUGACCAAUCGGCGGAGUCAGAUCCACGCGCCAGCUCCCGCGCCCAAUGACCUGGCCACCACGCCAGAGUCCGUUCAGCUUCAGGACAGCUGGGUGCUAAACAGCAACGUGCCUCUGGAGACCCGGCACUUUCUCUUUAAGACCUCCUCGGGAAGCACACCCCUGUUCAGCAGCUCUUCUCCGGGAUACCCUUUGACCUCAGGAACCGUUUACACACCACCGCCCCGCCUGCUCCCCCGGAAUACCUUCUCCAGGAAGGCCUUCAAGCUGAAGAAACCCUCCAAAUACUGCAGCUGGAAAUGCGCCGCCCUGUCUGCCAUUGCCGCGGCCCUCCUCUUGGCUAUUCUAUUGGCAUAUUUCAUAGCAAUGCAUCUGCUCGGACUCAAUUGGCAACUCCAGCCGGCAGAUGGACACACCUUUAACAAUGGGAUAAGGACCGGCUUACCAGGAAACGAUGAUGUGGCAACAAUGCCAUCUGGAGGCAAAGUGCCCUGGUCAUUGAAAAACAGCAGCAUAGACAGUGGGGAAGCAGAAGUCGGUCGGCGUGUGACGCAAGAAGUCCCACCAGGCGUGUUUUGGAGGUCACAGAUCCACAUCAGUCAACCCCAGUUCUUAAAGUUCAACAUCUCUCUUGGGAAAGAUGCUCUCUUCGGUGUUUACAUACGAAGGGGACUUCCACCAUCUCAUGCCCAGUAUGACUUCAUGGAGCGUCUGGAUGGGAAGGAGAAGUGGAGUGUGGUUGAGUCACCCAGGGAACGCCGGAGCAUACAGACCCUGGUUCAAAACGAAGCCGUGUUUGUGCAGUAUCUGGACGUGGGCCUGUGGCACCUGGCCUUCUACAAUGAUGGCAAAGACAAAGAGAUGGUUUCCUUCAACACUGUUGUCUUAGAUUCAGUGCAGGACUGUCCACGUAACUGCCAUGGGAAUGGCGAAUGUGUGUCCGGGCUGUGUCACUGCUUCCCAGGAUUUCUAGGAGCGGACUGUGCUAAAGCUGCCUGCCCGGUCCUAUGCAGCGGGAAUGGACAGUACUCUAAAGGGACAUGCCAGUGCUACAGCGGCUGGAAAGGCGCCGAGUGUGAUGUGCCCAUGAAUCAGUGCAUCGAUCCUUCCUGCGGGGGCCACGGCUCCUGCAUUGAUGGCAACUGUGUCUGUUCCGCUGGCUACAAAGGCGAGCACUGUGAGGAAGUUGAUUGCUUGGAUCCUACCUGUUCCAGCCAUGGGGUCUGUGUCAAUGGAGAAUGCCUUUGCAGCCCUGGCUGGGGGGGUCUAAACUGUGAGCUGGCAAGGGUCCAGUGCCCAGACCAGUGCAGUGGGCAUGGCACAUACCUCCCGGACACGGGCCUCUGCAGCUGCGAUCCCAACUGGAUGGGUCCCGACUGCUCCGUUGAAGUGUGUUCAGUAGACUGUGGCACUCAUGGCGUCUGCAUCGGGGGAGCCUGCCGCUGUGAAGAGGGUUGGACAGGCGCAGCUUGUGACCAGCGCGUGUGCCACCCCCGCUGCAUUGAGCACGGGACCUGUAAAGAUGGCAAAUGUGAAUGCCGAGAGGGCUGGAAUGGUGAACACUGCACCAUUGAUGGCUGCCCUGAUUUGUGCAACGGCAACGGGAGAUGCACACUGGGUCAGAACAGCUGGCAGUGUGUCUGCCAGACCGGCUGGAGAGGACCCGGAUGCAACGUUGCCAUGGAAACUUCCUGUGCUGAUAACAAGGAUAAUGAGGGAGAUGGCCUGGUGGAUUGCCUGGACCCUGACUGCUGCCUGCAGUCAGCCUGUCAGAACAGCCUGCUCUGCCGGGGGUCCCGGGACCCCCUGGACAUCAUUCAGCAGGGCCAGACAGACUCGCCCGCAGUGAAGUCCUUCUACGACCGCAUCAAGCUCUUGGCAGGCAAAGACAGCACCCACAUCAUUCCUGGAGACAACCCCUUCAACAGCAGCUUGGUUUCUCUCAUCCGAGGCCAAGUCGUAACUACAGAUGGGACUCCCCUGGUUGGUGUGAACGUGUCUUUUGUCAAGUACCCAAAAUACGGCUACACCAUCACCCGCCAAGAUGGCACGUUUGACCUGAUCGCCAACGGAGGCGCCUCCUUGACCCUGCACUUUGAGCGAGCCCCAUUCAUGAGCCAGGAGCGCACCGUGUGGCUGCCGUGGAAUAGCUUUUAUGCCAUGGACACCCUGGUGAUGAAGACGGAGGAGAACUCCAUCCCCAGCUGUGACCUCAGUGGCUUUGUCCGGCCAGACCCAAUCAUCAUCUCCUCCCCUCUGUCCACCUUCUUCAGUGCUGCCCCUGCACAGAAUCCCAUCGUGCCUGAGACCCAGGUUCUUCAUGAAGAAAUUGAGCUCCCCGGUUCCAACGUGAAGCUUCGCUACUUGAGCUCCCGGACGGCAGGCUACAAGUCACUGCUGAAGAUCACCAUGACCCAGUCCACGGUGCCCCUGAACCUCAUCAAGGUCCAUCUGAUGGUAGCUGUAGAGGGGCACCUCUUCCAGAAGUCAUUCCAGGCCUCUCCCAACCUAGCCUACACCUUCAUCUGGGACAAGACAGAUGCAUACGGCCAAAGGGUGUAUGGACUCUCUGAUGCUGUUGUGUCUGUUGGGUUUGAAUAUGAGACUUGCCCCAGUCUAAUCCUGUGGGAGAAAAGGACAGCCCUCCUCCAGGGAUUUGAGCUGGAUCCUUCCAACCUUGGUGGCUGGUCCCUGGAUAAACAUCACAUCCUCAAUGUUAAAAGUGGAAUCCUACACAAGGGCACUGGGGAGAACCAGUUUCUGACCCAGCAGCCUGCCAUCAUCACCAGCAUCAUGGGCAAUGGCCGCCGCCGGAGCAUUUCCUGUCCCAGCUGCAAUGGCCUCGCCGAAGGCAACAAGCUGUUGGCCCCAGUAGCUCUGGCCGUUGGAAUUGAUGGGAGCCUCUUCGUUGGUGACUUCAAUUACAUUAGGCGCAUCUUUCCCUCUCGAAACGUGACCAGCAUCUUGGAGUUACGAAAUAAAGAGUUUAAACAUAGCAACAACCCGGCACACAAGUACUAUUUGGCAGUGGACCCCGUGUCCGGCUCUCUCUACGUGUCUGACACCAAUAGUCGGCGAAUCUACCGCGUCAAGUCUCUGAGUGGAGCUAAAGACUUAGCUGGGAAUUCGGAAGUCGUGGCAGGGACUGGAGAGCAAUGCUUGCCCUUUGAUGAAGCCCGCUGCGGGGAUGGAGGGAAGGCUGUGGACGCAACCCUUAUGAGCCCUCGAGGUAUUGCAGUAGACAAGAAUGGGCUCAUGUACUUUGUCGACGCCACCAUGAUCCGGAAGGUCGACCAGAAUGGAAUCAUCUCCACAUUGCUGGGCUCCAAUGACCUCACUGCCGUCCGGCCACUCAGCUGUGACUCCAGCAUGGACGUGGCCCAGGUUCGCCUGGAGUGGCCAACAGACCUUGCUGUCAACCCCAUGGACAACUCCCUGUAUGUUCUAGAGAACAAUGUCAUCCUUCGCAUCACAGAGAACCACCAAGUCAGCAUCAUUGCGGGACGCCCCAUGCACUGCCAGGUUCCUGGCAUUGACUACUCCCUCAGCAAACUAGCCAUUCACUCUGCUCUGGAGUCAGCCAGUGCCAUUGCCAUUUCUCACACUGGGGUCCUCUAUAUCACUGAAACGGAUGAGAAGAAGAUUAACCGUCUACGCCAGGUAACAACCAAUGGGGAGAUCUGCCUUUUAGCUGGGGCAGCCUCAGACUGCGACUGCAAAAACGAUGUCAAUUGCAACUGCUACUCGGGAGAUGAUGCCUACGCAACUGAUGCCAUCUUGAAUUCCCCAUCAUCCUUAGCUGUAGCUCCAGAUGGUACCAUCUACAUCGCAGACCUUGGAAAUAUUCGGAUCAGGGCAGUCAGCAAGAACAAGCCUGUUCUUAAUGCUUUCAACCAGUAUGAGGCUGCAUCCCCUGGAGAACAGGAGUUGUAUGUCUUCAACGCUGAUGGCAUCCACCAGUACACUGUGAGCCUGGUGACAGGGGAGUACUUGUACAAUUUCACAUACAGUGCUGACAAUGAUGUCACUGAAUUGAUUGACAAUAAUGGAAAUUCCCUGAAGAUCCGUCGGGACAGCAGUGGCAUGCCCCGCCACCUGCUCAUGCCCGACAACCAGAUCAUCACCCUCACAGUGGGUACCAACGGAGGUCUCAAAGUUGUGUCCGCACAGAACCUGGAGCUUGGCCUCAUGACCUAUGAUGGGAACACUGGCCUCCUAGCCACCAAGAGUGAUGAAACGGGAUGGACAACUUUCUAUGACUAUGACCAUGAGGGCCGCCUGACCAAUGUGACACGCCCCACGGGGGUGGUGACCAGUCUGCACCGGGAAAUGGAGAAAUCCAUCACCAUUGACAUUGAGAAUUCCAACCGUGAUGAUGACGUCACCGUCAUUACCAACCUGUCUUCAGUAGAGGCCUCCUAUACAGUGGUACAAGAUCAAGUGCGGAACAGUUACCAGCUCUGUAAUAACGGUACCCUGAGGGUGAUGUAUGCCAAUGGGAUGGGUGUCAGCUUCCACAGCGAGCCCCACGUCCUGGCGGGCACCAUCACCCCCACCAUUGGGCGCUGCAACAUCUCCUUGCCCAUGGAGAAUGGCCUAAAUUCCAUUGAGUGGCGCCUAAGAAAGGAACAGAUUAAAGGCAAAGUCACCAUCUUUGGCAGGAAGCUCCGGGUGCAUGGUAGAAAUCUUUUGUCCAUUGACUACGACCGGAAUAUUCGGACGGAAAAGAUCUAUGAUGAUCACCGGAAGUUCACUCUGAGGAUCAUUUACGACCAGGUGGGCCGCCCCUUCCUGUGGCUCCCCAGCAGUGGGUUGGCAGCCGUCAAUGUCUCUUACUUCUUCAAUGGACGGCUGGCUGGCCUUCAGCGCGGGGCCAUGAGCGAGAGGACGGACAUCGACAAGCAAGGCCGCAUCGUGUCCCGGAUGUUUGCCGACGGGAAGGUGUGGAGCUACUCCUACCUGGACAAGUCCAUGGUCCUCCUGCUUCAGAGUCAGCGUCAGUACAUCUUUGAGUAUGACUCCUCUGAGCGUCUCCAUGCCGUCACCAUGCCCAGCGUCGCCCGGCACAGCAUGUCUACCCACACCUCCAUCGGCUACAUCCGCAACAUUUACAACCCGCCUGAAAGCAAUGCUUCGGUCAUCUUUGACUACAGUGAUGAUGGCCGCAUCCUGAAGACGUCCUUUUUGGGCACUGGGCGCCAGGUAUUCUACAAGUAUGGAAAACUCUCCAAGUUAUCAGAGAUUGUCUAUGACAGUACUGCUGUCACUUUUGGUUAUGACGAGACCACUGGUGUUUUAAAAAUGGUCAACCUUCAAAGUGGGGGCUUCUCCUGCACCAUCAGGUACCGGAAGAUUGGCCCACUUGUGGACAAGCAGAUCUACAGGUUCUCCGAGGAAGGUAUGGUCAACGCCAGGUUUGACUACACCUAUCAUGACAACAGCUUCAGGAUCGCAAGCAUCAAGCCCGUCAUAAGUGAGACUCCCCUUCCUGUUGACCUCUACCGCUAUGAUGAGAUUUCCGGCAAGGUGGAACACUUUGGCAAGUUUGGAGUCAUCUAUUAUGAUAUCAACCAGAUCAUCACGACCGCUGUCAUGACCCUCAGCAAACACUUUGACACCCAUGGGAGGAUCAAGGAAGUCCAGUACGAGAUGUUCCGGUCCCUCAUGUACUGGAUGACAGUGCAGUAUGACAGCAUGGGAAGGGUGAUCAAGAGGGAGCUAAAACUGGGGCCCUAUGCCAACACCACUAAGUACACCUAUGACUAUGAUGGGGAUGGGCAGCUCCAGAGUGUGGCUGUCAAUGACCGCCCAACCUGGCGCUAUAGCUAUGACCUCAAUGGGAACCUCCAUUUGCUAAACCCAGGCAAUAGUGUGCGCCUUAUGCCCUUGCGCUAUGACCUCCGGGAUCGGAUAACCAGACUCGGUGAUGUGCAGUACAAAAUUGACGACGAUGGCUAUCUGUGCCAGCGGGGUGCUGACAUCUUUGAGUACAACUCCAAGGGCCUCCUAACGAGAGCCUACAACAAGGCCAGUGGGUGGAGUGUCCAGUACCGCUACGACGGUGUGGGGCGGCGGGCUUCCUACAAGACCAACCUGGGCCACCAUCUGCAGUAUUUCUACUCCGACCUCCACAACCCGACUCGCAUCACCCAUGUCUACAAUCACUCCAACUCGGAGAUAACCUCACUCUAUUAUGACCUCCAAGGUCACCUCUUUGCCAUGGAGAGCAGCAGUGGGGAGGAGUACUACGUUGCCUCGGAUAACACGGGGACUCCCCUGGCUGUGUUCAGCAUCAACGGUCUCAUGAUCAAACAGUUGCAGUACACAGCCUAUGGGGAGAUUUAUUAUGACUCCAACCCUGACUUCCAGAUGGUCAUUGGCUUCCAUGGGGGACUCUAUGAUCCCUUGACCAAGCUGGUCCACUUCACUCAGCGUGAUUAUGAUGUGCUAGCAGGACGAUGGACCUCUCCAGACUAUACCGUGUGGAAAAAUGUGGGCAAGGAGCCGGCCCCCUUUAACCUGUAUAUGUUCAAGAGCAACAAUCCUCUCAGCAAUGAGCUGGACUUGAAGAACUACGUGACAGAUGUGAAAAGCUGGCUUGUGAUGUUUGGAUUUCAGCUUAGCAACAUAAUUCCUGGCUUCCCGAGAGCCAAAAUGUAUUUCGUGCCUCCUCCCUAUGAAUUGUCAGAGAGUCAAGCAAGUGAGAAUGGACAGCUCAUUACAGGUGUCCAGCAGACAACAGAAAGGCACAAUCAGGCCUUCAUGGCCCUUGAAGGGCAGGUCAUUUCUAAAAAGCUCCACGCCACCAUCCGAGAGAAAGCAGGCCACUGGUUUGCCACCACCACACCCAUCAUCGGCAAAGGCAUCAUGUUUGCCAUCAAAGAAGGGCGGGUGACCACCGGUGUGUCCAGCAUCGCCAGCGAGGACAGUCGCAAGGUAGCUUCCGUGCUGAACAAUGCCUACUACCUGGACAAGAUGCACUACAGCAUCGAGGGCAAGGACACCCACUACUUUGUGAAGAUCGGCUCGGCCGACAGUGACCUGGUCACGCUGGGCACCACCAUCGGCCGCAAGGUGCUGGAGAACGGGGUGAACGUGACCGUGUCGCAGCCCACACUGCUGGUCAACGGCAGGACUCGAAGGUUCACCAACAUUGAAUUCCAGUACUCCACACUGCUGCUCAGCAUCCGCUACGGCCUCACUCCCGAUACCCUGGAUGAAGAGAAGGCCCGUGUCCUGGACCAGGCGAGACAGAGGGCCCUGGGCACCGCCUGGGCCAAGGAGCAGCAGAAAGCCAGGGACGGGAGAGAGGGGAGCCGCCUGUGGACUGAGGGCGAGAAGCAGCAGCUCCUGAGCACGGGACGUGUGCAAGGUUAUGAGGGAUAUUACGUGCUUCCUGUAGAGCAAUACCCAGAGCUUGCAGACAGUAGCAGCAACAUCCAGUUUUUAAGACAGAAUGAGAUGGGAAAGAGGUAACAAAAUAAUCUGCUGCCAUUCCUUGUCUGGAUGGCUCAGCGGGACUAACUGUUAUCUCCUCUCCUAAGGAGAUGAAGACGUAACAGGGGCACUACGGCCGGGCUGCUUUAGGAUACCAAGUGGCAAGAAAGCUCACAUUUUUUGAGUUCAAAUGCUACUGUCCGAGCAAGAAGUCCCACAUCCUGAAGUAGACUCAAGCCUGGCUGAAAAUUCUGAGGAAAACGAAACAAACGAAUGAAUGAAUGAACACACCACAUGUUCUAAGUUCCCCUAAAAUAUGACCCACUUGUUCUGGGUCUACGCAGAAAAGAGACGCAAAAUGUCCAAAAGGAGCAAAAGAACAAAAAAACAAAAAAACGAAAAAGCAAAACAAACACACCGACGGAAAAACGAAGAAAUGAAGAGGAGAGGGCCUCAUCUUCAAUUACCUCACUCAUUCACACGUGAGCGGCGCAGAGACAUCGCGGGGGCGCGCAUCACCGGACCAGCCGGGGAGAGCGAUUCCGACCGCUUGUUGGACAAAUAAGUAUACAGACAUUUUCGUUUAAACAAAUACAGGUGCAUUUAAAACACGACUUUGGGGGUGAUUUGUGUGUAGCGACUGGGGAGGGAGGGGUUACAAGUGGAAGAGUGAGCACUGGAAAUACUUUUUAAAGGAAAAAAAACAAAAACACAAGAAAAAAAAGGAAAUUAAUAUCAUCAAAAAUCAAAGCGAAAUAAUACCGUUCAGCACUUAACUCUCAGGUCCCAACUUAGUCCGGCCUGAGCUAAUUUAUUUGAGCGCAGAGUGUAAAAUUUAAUUCAAAAUGGUGGCUAUAAUCACUACAGAUAAAUUUCAUACUUUUUUGUCUUUGGAGAUUCCAUUGUGGACAGUACUACGCAGUCACAGGGUGUAGUCUGUUUAGAUUCCGUAGUUUGUGGGUAUCAGUUGCAGUAGAGGUGUGACAUUGUGGCACUCUUUUGCUAACGGGCACCACUUCAGAUCACCCUGUACAUACAUAAGCCUCAAGGCACAAUCACUGUUUCAGAUUUAAAAUUAUUAGUGUGUUUGUUUGGUCCAGAAACUGAGACAAUCACAUGACAGUCACCACGAGGAGAGAAAAUAAAAAAUUUAAAAAAAAAAUCCACAAAAACAAAAAAAAAAUCAAAAAACAAAAAAAAAAUGUCUAAUAAGAACUUUGGUACAGGAACUUUUUUGUAAUAUACAUGUAUGAAUUGUUCAUCGAGUUUUUAUAUUAAUUUUAAUUUGCUGCUAAGCAAAGACUAGGGACAGGCAAAGAUAAUUUAUGGCAAAGUGUUUAAAUUGUUUAUACAUAAAUAAAGUCUCUAAAACUCCUGUGGA